GUCGAUCCUUGGAAGCGCGAUGAGUCUAUCAGUCUUUGCGCAGUGCUCAGCGAAGCCCGUCAUCAUGCAUUUCCGCUGCGGCUGGGCUGGAUGGCGGUUGCGUACCAUCUUCAACCGCGUCCAGAUCGGAUCCGAACGUCUUCGGCGAGCGCGCCUGGCGGAGCUCAUCUUGCAGCUAGCCGCGCAGCGGCGCGUCGCAGGCUCGCUGCUCCGCGCUGUGGUGAGCGGCUGGGUUUUCAUCCUCUUGUUCCGCGGGCCCCUCCCAUGCCUCCUCUGGCACGUCCUCCGGCGCCUUCCCGACCCCGGUCGCGAUUUGGAGGUGUUCGAGUUGCCGGCCAGCGCGCGACAGGAGCUCGUGCUGUUGGCGGCGCUCUGCCUUUCGAUGACUUCGAACAUCAGGGCUCAUCCUAGCGACGUGCUCGUGGCCGCUGACGCCCCGGAGAGCGCCCUGGGCGCCGUCGCAGCGCCCAUCAGCCGCGCGCUGCGCCGCGAGCUCUGGCGUCUGCGCGACCGCCGUGCGUGGCCGGCGCAUUUGGUCGGUCAGCAUGGCGAGUGGCUAUUCGCACGAGGCCUGGAUCGCGAUCGCGGCGGCUUUGGCGAGGCUCUGCGCGCCGAGCAGCAGCGCGCGCAGGAAGUGGACCCGCAACGUGUCCUGGUCGACCGUCAGUGCGGCGCGGUUGCGAAGUCAGGAAGCGAGUUGCUCAUGAUCAUCCUGACCGUGCUGCUGGCGAUCCGGAUACCCGCAUUGGCCUCGUGGGCGCUGAGUUUUCUCGUCGCCGCUUGGCGAGCGUGCGCGGGUUUCCACAAGCGCGACAGACGCCCCGGAGCAGGGCCCUCCACGGCGGCAUAUCCCGCGGCAUUCUGCCGCGACUGGGCUUCUCUCGUCGCCGACUUGAAAGGCGAGGCGCGCGGCAGGAUGCAGGAGGCACAGGGCGACGAUGCCAUCGCGAGCUCCGGGAGUAGUCCUGGCGCCAGUGGCGCCUCGAAAUCUCUGCUGAUCAACGAGAUCGCUGUUGCCGACUCGUGGAUUCUGGAUGGGGUGCGCGCCGGACUCGAGCAGACAGCACAUCGACAUGCGAGAGGUGCGAGCCUAUGCCCAAUGCCUGGGGCGGCAAGUCGCUGCCAGGACAGGUUGCCGGCAGGUGUACCUGCUGGAUUCAUUGGUCGGCCUCGGGGCCCUGGCCAUAAGUCGCCCUCCCAGGAAGCCGGUCCAAUGUGGGGCUUCGACGGGCUGUGCCAUUGCCUGGUGGCCAUUACCCGGUGGCCACUACCCGGUGGCCACUGCGUCCCCACUCGCCUGAACGCAGCCGACGAUCCGACCCGGAACCGCGAGGCGCGGCAGGCGGGAAUCCGCGGGGGGUGGCCUGCCCUGGAGAUCGAGGCCGACUACGACUUCUUCGACUCCGUCGCCGCGCUGCACCUGCAGCGCCGCGCUGUGUCAGACCGGGCCCGCCUCCUCUUCCUUGCGACUCGGCGGCAGCCCCGGAGGCCGUGGCCAUUGGCAGGGCGCAUCUUCGACGGCGCGCUGGGCUACCCAUGCCGCGACAUCGCGCGGCUGCUUGCCAGAUGCGGGCAAUAUCUUUACGACGUAGGUGGCCCCGUCGGGGACUUCGCCGAGACCGUGAACGCCGUGGUGGACUUGGACCGGUCGCUCCGGCGCCAGUUGCAGGCAGCGUGGGACGUGGUGGACGCGUGGCAGCUCCUGGCCUUGGCCCCCGCUGACGUGCUGUUGCGCAGCGCCCUGAUCUCCAACAGAGCUCGGGCGUAUGUCAGAAUCAACCUGCCGAAGACGCGACGCCUGGCUGCCCGCCGUCAGCGCGCGCGGUUUGACGAGCCGGUGUUGCUCGACUUGCUCGUGGCGUGGUUGCCGCGCACUCCCGAGCGGCAGCGGCCGCGGGCCGACAGUGCCUUCCAGCGCCGACGGGCUCUAGUGUCUCAGUUGGGCGUUCCCGCCAGCAACGGCGGGAUCACGCCUGCCAGCCAUCGGGCCGGAGGUGCUACUUUUUUCUUCGAGUCCAACGACAACCUCGCCCAGACACGGCGGCGCGGCAAAUGGACCUCAGCCAGGGCGCUCGAG
Messenger RNA from Prorocentrum cordatum, 2077 nucleotides. NCBI's taxonomy places the organism in Eukaryota, Dinophyceae, Prorocentrales, Prorocentraceae. The record is from the annotation of a GenBank genome assembly.